Molecule: messenger RNA, 2136 nt
Organism: Closterium sp. NIES-65
Lineage: Eukaryota; Viridiplantae; Streptophyta; Zygnematophyceae; Desmidiales; Closteriaceae
Source: the annotation of a GenBank genome assembly
AUGUCAUAUAAAUCUGACAGCAUUCUCUCUCACGCCCUGCCGCAUUCUCUCUCUCGCUCUGCCGCAUUCGCUCACUCUCGCUCUUCCGCAUUCUCUCUCACUCUUGCUCUGCCGCAUUCUCUCUCUCUCGCCCUGCCGCAUUUGCUCACUCUCGCUCUUCCGCAUUCUCUCUCUCUCUCGCUCUGCCGCAUUCUCUCUCUCACGCCCUGCCGCAUUCUCUCUCUCGCCCUGCCGCAUUCUCUCUCUCUCUCGUGCGCGCGCGCGCGCUCUGCCGCAUUCUCUCUCACGCCCUGCCGCAUUCUCUCUCUCUCGCUCUGCCGCAUUCGCUCACUCUCGCUCUUCCGCAUUCUCUCUCACUCUUGCUCUGCCGCAUUCUCUCUCUCUCGCCCUGCCGCAUUUGCUCACUCUCGCUCUUCCGCAUUCUCUCUCUCUCUCGCUCUGCCGCAUUCUCUCUCUCACGCCCUGCCGCAUUCUCUCUCUCGCCCUGCCGCAUUCUCUCUCUCUCUCGUGCGCGCGCGCGCGCUCUGCCGCAUUCUCUCUCACGCCCUGCCGCAUUCUCUCUCUCUCGCUCUGCCGCAUUCGCUCACUCUCGCUCUUCCGCAUUCUCUCUCACUCUUGCUCUGCCGCAUUCUCUCUCACUCUUGCUCUGCCGCAUUCUCUCUCUCUCUCUCUCUCUCUCUCUCUCUCUCUCUCUCUCUCUCUCUCUCUCUCUCUCUCUCUCGUGCGCACGCGCGCGCGCUCUGCCACAUUCUCUCUCACGCCCUGCCGCAUUCUCUCUCUCUCGCUCUGCCGCAUUCGCUCACUCUCGCUCGUCCGCAUUCUCUCUCACUCUUGCUCUACCGCAUUCUCUCUCUCUCUCUCUCUCUCUCUCUCUCUCUCUCUCUCUCUCUCUCUCUCUCUCUCUCUCUCUCUCUCUCUCUCUCUCGUGCGCACGCGCGCGCGCUCUGCCGCAUUCUCUCUCACGCCCUGCCGCAUUCUCUCUCUCGCUCUGCCGCAUUCGCUCACUCUCGCUCUUCCGCAUUCUCUCUCACUCUUGCUCUGCCGCAUUCUCUCUCUCUCGCCCUGCCGCAUUCGCUCACUCUCGCUCUUCCGCAUUCUCUCUCUCUCGCUCUGCCGCAUUCUCUCUCACGCCCUGCCGCAUUCUCUCUCUCGCUCUGCCGCAUUCGCUCACUCUCGCUCUUCCGCAUUCUCUCUCACUCUUGCUGUGCCGCAUUCUCUCUCUCUCGCCCUGCCGCAUUCGCUCACUCUCGCUCUUCCGCAUUCUCUCUCUCUCGCUCUGCCGCAUUCUCUCUCUCACGCCCUGCCGCAUUCUCUCUCUCGCCCUGCCGCAUUCUCUCUCUCUCUCGUGCGCGCGCGCGCGCUCUGCCGCAUUCUCUCUCACGCCCUGCCGCAUUCUCUCUCUCUCGCUCUGCCGCAUUCGCUCACUCUCGCUCUUCCGCAUUCUCUCUCACUCUUGCUCUGCCGCAUUCUCUCUCUCUCUCUCUCUCUCUCUCUCUCUCUCUUUCUCUCUCUCUCUCUCUCUCUCUCUCUCUCUCUCUCGUGCGCGCGUGCGCGCUCUGCCGCAUUCUCUCUCACGCCCUGCCGCAUUCUCUCUCGUGCUCUGCCGCAUACUCUCUCUCUCUCUCUCUCUCCCUGCCACUCUCACGCUACCUCUCUCUGCCACUCUCGCAUCCCCGCUCAUUGCCGCUCUGGCUCUCUGACGGCCCCACUUUCUCUGUCACACCCUUUUCCCUCAUCUCCCUGGCCAGUUCACCUCAGUCCCUCUCUGACCAAUUCCCUCCUCCUUUGCCACGUUCACUCCCUCUCUGCCCCAUUCACUCACGCUCUGCCCCAUUCACUCCCUCUCUGCCCCAUUCACUCACGCUCUGCCCCAUUCACUCCCUCUCUGCCCCAUUCACUCACGCUCUGCCCCAUUCACUCCCUCUCUGCCCCAUUCACUCACGCUCUGCCCCAUUCACUCCCUCUCUGCCCCAUUCACUCACGCUCUGCCCCAUUCACUCCCUCUCUGCCCCAUUCAUUCACGCUCUGCCCCAUUCACUCCCUCUCUGCCCCAUGCAUUCAGAUGAGCUACCGCUGCCCUGCCUGCAAGGUCAACACCUUCUUGACCCAACAGGGCAUGGAGAGUCACAUGCGUAG